Molecule: messenger RNA, 1118 nt
Organism: Jatropha curcas
Lineage: Eukaryota; Viridiplantae; Streptophyta; Magnoliopsida; Malpighiales; Euphorbiaceae
Product: cotton fiber-like protein (DUF761)
Source: RefSeq, a predicted model, not a curated record
GUUUCUUCACAUGCAAAAACUCCAUUUUUACUGUCUCUUCUCUCUCUUCACCUUUGCUCUCUUUAUCUGAAAAAAAGUUAUGGCGUCUCCGAUAUCAAGUUAUGGAAGCUUUGUUCUUUCUCUUAAAGUAGCUUUAAUGUCCACUGCUGUAUUAUCAGUUGCAGUUGUAUUAAAGCUGUCAGUUCCGUUAGUUACAGAUUUUGCAGUCUCUGAACUUCCUGUCAUGUAUGCCUCUUUUCUCGCUUGGCUUCGUCCUCCUUAUCUCUAUUUAGUAAUUAACGGAAUAAUCAUCUCCAUCGUCGCCUCCUCCAAGCUCCUACUUCAAACACCCGAAGAAUCCAAAAAACCUGAGAUAAUCCCUCAGCCACUGCCGCGGGUGGCACCGAUGAAGGUCUCUGGCGUAGUUCUUUCCAGCGGAUUAGAGUACCAAGAUUUGAAUGUGACAGGCAUGGUUAUGGAUGAUAAGGAAGUAACAGUAGUGAACGGUCGGGAUGAGGUGGUUAGUUUGUCCAAAUCGGCGCAGCCACUGGAGAGGAGUGAUUCUGUGGAGUUAUUGGCUGAGAGACAGAAGCCUUUGGUUUCUGCAAGAUUUGGUUUGAAGAAAUCAGUAAAAUCAAGCCCUGAAGCCGGAAAAACUACAGUAUUGGGCGUUUCUAAACCGAAACGGCAGGACACGUUGGAGAGCGCGUGGAAGAUGAUAACCGACGGCCGUCCAAUGCCAUUAACCAGACAUUUAAAAAAAUCCGACACGUGGGACUCUCACGUGAGCAGCACCCCGCCGUCGACGACGAUGAAGAAAUCGGAUACUUUCAGUGAAAACAAUAGUAAGUCGAAGCUGAGUCAGAAUCGUCAGGGAUCAGGGAAACUCAAGAAGGAACCAUCGUUGAGUCAGGACGAGUUGAAUCGACGAGUGGAAGCGUUUAUUAAGAAGUUUAACGAGGAAAUGAGGUUGCAAAGACAGGAGUCACUGAACCAGUUCCAAGAAAUGAUCAGUCGUGGGGCUUAUUAGGAAUUUGGAAUAUAUUCGUGGAUUGAAGAGUAAAGUUACAUCUUCAACAAAAGGAGAAAGAGAAGCAAAGAAUUUUGGUUAAGAUAGUAAAUUUGUAAAUUAAUUUCCA